Molecule: messenger RNA, 4608 nt
Organism: Plasmodium berghei ANKA
Lineage: Eukaryota; Apicomplexa; Aconoidasida; Haemosporida; Plasmodiidae
Product: conserved Plasmodium protein, unknown function
Exons: 3
Coding region: 1-4608 (1535 amino acids)
Source: RefSeq, a predicted model, not a curated record
AUGUCAACAUGGAUAAACAAAAAGUUUUUAUCGAUUUCUGAAAAAGUAAUUGAAAAUGUGAUUGAUUCUUUUACAAAUAAAAAUACACAUUUAGAAAAUAUUCAGAACAUCCAAGAAACACAACUGGGAAAAAUAAUCAGCAAAGUCAUAUCAUCAAAAUAUUUUUUCAAAAAUGAUGACAUAUAUUAUAAUGCAAAAGAGCUCGAAUUUAAAUGGGAGAUAAAAAAAUGGAAAAAAAGACGAAUAAAAAAAAAAAAAAAAAAAAAAAAAAUUCAAAAUAAUGCAAUUGAAAAAGAAAGCCUUAAAAAUUUUAAUAAUAUAUAUAACUAUAUAUACAACAAUAAUGCGAAUGAAUUAAAUAGAAAAAAUCUCAAUAUAGAUGAAAUGCAUUAUUCCAAUCCUCUCGAUUUAGAUAAGGAAUGUUAUAUUGAUAUUGAAAAUUCUAACAAAUGUGAAGAACAUGCAAAGGGUUUUAAUUUUCAAUUGGAAAAUAAUAACACAUAUAAUCAAAACCUUUCGGGAUAUUAUCAAUAUAAAAUUAAAGAAUUUGAAAAAAAAAAAAAAAAAGAAGUUAUAAGCGAUAGUAAUCAAAACAGUAGUAAUGAUGUUAAAAAUAAAACAUUUCAUGAAACACCUAACUUUGAAUCAAACCAUUUUCCAAAAAUAAAUGAUUGGAAAGAUAAAAAUGAAAUGAAUAGUGAAAAUAGUAGUGAUGAAAGCAAAUCAUCAACUUCUAUAGAUUUUUUAGAAUGUUUAUCUAUAAAUAAAUAUGAAUCAUAUAAUACGAAUUCAUCUAAUUUAGGAACAUCACCUUAUAUAUCUUCAAAAAAUGAUGAAAUAAUAUCGUCAGAAUUAUCUAAAAUACAUAAUCAAUCAUUUAAUUCUAAUAUUUUUAAUAAUGAACAAACAAAUUACACAAUUUCAAAACCAAGCAAUUUAUGUAAAAUGAAUUUAUUUAUAAAAGAGGCUAAACUUUUAUUUUAUAAUAAAACAACAAAUAUUAACAAUAUAAGUAUAUAUUGUACGACUAUAAUUGAAAAAAAAAAAUAUAUUGGGCAACAAAGACGAUUGAGUUCCAAAACAUUACCAAUUAAUAAUUUAAUAAUUAAUGAAUACAUAAAUCAUGGUGUUAAAGAUAUAUAUUCCGAUGUUAUUAUAAAUAUAAAAUAUAAAAAUAAUGGAAAAAAUAAAAAUAAAAAAAAUGGAAAAGAUGAUAUAACAAUAGGGAGAAUAAUUAUUCCUUUAUUUUUACUUUUAAACACAUAUAGAUGUAAAAUAAAAAAAAUAAAAAAUAAAAUGAGAUAUUGUACAAAAUGCUUUCUUUGGUUACAUAUAUUUCCAUGUAAUAAUAAAUUAUUUAAUUAUAAAUUUUUUAAACCUAUCGAAGGAUUUGAAGAAUAUGGAAUGAUAAAUCCAUUGUCUACAUUAGGUUUUUUAAAUCUUAAAAUUAAAAUAGUUUUUAAAAAAAAUCCUCUUUUAUUAACAAUAUAUAGUAAUAUUCGAAAGCCAUUAUUUUAUUAUAAAUUACCUAAACAGUUUGAGCCAUUAUAUUGCCAAUAUUAUACUGAAAAUUUUUUUGUAUAUAUAAAAAGUUUACCAAUAUGGAUAUAUAAAUUUUUUUAUAUUUUUAAUCCAAAUCGUAUAGAGAAAAUUCAACUUAAUUAUUAUGAUUAUAUAUUUGUUUUAUUUUUUUGGUUGUUUUUUUUUAGACUAAUUGUAUUUUCUCCAUUUUUUCAGUUUUUUAUUCAUAUUUUUUUUUGUUUGUUUUUUAUAUCUUUAUCAUAUAAAUAUGGAUAUACACAAAAUCGAGAAAACUAUUACUCUCGAUAUAAUUUUAAACCUGUUAAUAUAAAGGGACGAAAUAAAAGAAAUUCGACUUUUUCUGAAAAUAUUACCAAAAUAAAUGUAAAAAAAAGUUUAUUAUUUUCACAGGAAGCUAAAGAUAUACAAUUUUAUGACAAAAAAGUUGGAGGCGUUUUAGAAUCAAUGAAUGAUAUAGAUUUUGAUUAUUGUAAAUGCCCAGAAAUAUCAAAAACUUCUGAACCGAGCACUCCUUUUUUGAAUACAAUAUCAUCUAUUCCUGCUUUUCCUGAUCAAAAUGAUGAAAAAGAAUUUGAAAAAAAUACUAAUGAGCAUAUAGUGGGUUGUGGUUUGGACGAAAAAUAUAUAAUAACAAAUAUGGAUAAAAUAAAAAAAAAAGAAACUUCAAAUAUUGAAAAUAAAGAAAAUAACAAUUUAAGUCCAAGUAUGAGCAACACGUCUUCAUUUAGCAAAAGUAGCAUACCUUUACCAAAUGAUGGUUGCGUAAAAUUAGAAGAAAAUUGUUUUGGAAAAAAGGAUAUAAAUAUAAUUAAUAACACAAAUAAAUACAAUUUUGAAUGUGAUAUAAAAUAUGACAAACUUGAAGUGGAAUAUAGAGAAGUUGUAGAUAUAAAGGUAAACAACGAAUGUGUAGACAUAAAAAAAAAAGCAAACAAUGUUACAAACUUUGCAAAAAAAAUACAAAAUAUGAUGAUUGAUGGAACGAAAACAAACACAAUAAAUAUGAAUAACUGGAAUACUAAUAUGAAUAAAUUUAUUAAUUUAUUUACUAAAAAGGAUGAUGCUCAAAAUAUAGAGAUAACAAAAAAUGAAGAUGAUGAUUCAGAAGAUGUAGAUAAAGUUAAUGAACAAUAUAAAGAAAAUAUAUUUGUUUUUAAUAAAAAUAAAGACAAUUUUAAUAAAAAAGAUGUCUAUCUAUUAUAUGAUUCGGGAAAUAAUACAAUAAAUAAAUGCACAAAUAAAAUAUCAAUAAAUUCGUCGCGAAACAGCAAAAAUGAUGAAUAUGAUGGUUACCGAGUUGAAAACAAUAGUGAUAUGGAUAAUACAAGUGAAUGUGGUUAUUUUGGAAAUAGUGAACAAAAUGAAAAUAAUAUAGAAAAAUACAAAAAAAUAGAAAAUCAUUUUUCUGAGAAUUGUGUAAAAUCAAAAAUCAAAAAUAAUUUACAAAAUUGUAAAGAUUUUGUAACUCCUUUAUUCGAUACAGCAGAUAAUCCAUUUAUGUCAUCAAAUAAUUUAUUAGAAUCACGAUUUUUAAAAAAAAAUGCAUUAUUAGAUGCAUUUAAAAAUAACAAUGAUAGUAUAGGAAAUGAUAACAAAAAUGAAUCAGAUUUAAAAAAAAAAUCUCAAAUUAAAUCAGUUAAAUCACCAUUUCAUAAUUUUUAUUUAUCUAUAAAAUCAAUUGAUGAUAAAGAUGUAUCAAUAUUUUCAAAUCAUAUUGGGGUUCCAAAUAUUCAACUUUUGCUUAGCAGAUUUAUUAUUCUAAUAACAUGUGCACAAACAUUUACUGGUCUUUUUACUAUGAUAUAUGAAAAGACAAAUUAUGCUUUAAAUUGGGAUUUUAAUUUUUAUACAAUUAAUAAUAUUAUUAUUUUAUUUAUUUUAUGUUAUAGUAUAUCUUUUAUUUUAUAUAUAUUGUCUUUUAUUCCUCUUUCUAUUUAUCGAUUUAUUUUUUUUAUCAUAAUAUCAAUUUUAAUUGUUAAGAGUUAUGAGUUAACGGAAGGUGGGCAAAGAGCUAGAUUAUAUUUUAAAAAUCAAAAAAUCAAAAAAAAAUAUUUAAAUAUGUUAAAAAAAAUGAUAGAAAAAACUAUUAUACAUAUAUUAAAAGGAAAACAAAAAAAUUAUGCCGAAUGGAUUUUAAAUUUUUGUAAAAUAAUUUACAGUUUUAUUUUCAAUUUAAUAAUGUACACAAAAUUUAUUAUAUUCUUUUUAAAAAAUUGGGUUACUAGAUUGUUAAUAUUAAAGGAUAUCGAACAUAUAAAAAUAGCUAGACUUCAAGCAUUUAAAAAUUUAUAUUUUUUUAUACAUAAUCGAAUGGUUGAUAGACAAAACCUCUUAAUUACAGAAAACAGUAAUCAUAUAAAAAAUUUGGGAAAUAUACAAUUGUCAAAUAAUUCGAAUAAAACAAAAGCAUUUGAAAAUUAUAAAAAAAAUAUAGAAGACGAAAGUAGAGGGAUACCAAAAGAUAACAUAUUAUCAACUAUAGUGGGAAAUAAAAAAAACAAUAGAAAUAAUAAUAAUAAAAAUAAUAACAACAAUAAUAAUAAUAACAAUAAUAAUAAUAAAAAUAAUAAUAAUAAAAAUAAUAAUAAUAAAAAUAAUAAUAAUAAAAAUAAUAAUAAUAAUAAUAAUAUUUUGAGAAAUCCUUUGUAUGAAAAUUACAAAAACAUUGAUCUAUGUAUAUAUUCAUCAAGCGAUAAUGAUAAUAAUAGUAUAUCGAGUCAAUACAUAACUGAUUAUAACAAAACUAAUAAUAAUUUGGAAAGUUUUAAAGAUGAAAUAAAUACAGAAUAUGAUGAUAAUAUUUCUAUAAGUCAAAUGACAGACAAUGGAAAUAUGAAUAUAAAUGUUGAUAUAUUUUUGCAUUAUUAUUUUAAAAAAAAAAAACAAGAUAUUUUCAACAAUUUUAUAAACAUUAACCGGAACUAUACAAAUAUAUAUAAAGAUAUUAACAUUCUUAAUAAUACUGAAGAACAUAAAAUUAACAACUUAUAUUAUGCGGAUUAUUUUAAUGAUGAACAUAAUUAUUCUAGUUCCUACGACAAGAAUAAAAGAACAAAAAAGUUUUAA